AUGGCUCGCGUCCUCCACCGCCGUCUCCUCCUCGUCGCCGCCGUCACCUUCGCCGUGGCCGCUUCUCUCCUUCGCCCAGCUGCCGCAGUGCGCCCCUUUGUUUUGGUUCUCUCCGGUGAGGAUUUCCUCAAGGAUUCGGCCGCGCACCCGUCCCUCCCCUCUGCCGACUCCGCCGACGACGACGGGUGGGACGACUUCGCCGACGAUUCGCCGGCCGCCGACCCGCUCCUCUCCCCGUCAUCCUGGGCCCCUCCUCGACCCAACCAGCCCUCCCCCCUCUGGCGAUGA
This is a messenger RNA of Miscanthus lutarioriparius, 288 nucleotides long. The record is from the annotation of a GenBank genome assembly. NCBI's taxonomy places the organism in Eukaryota, Viridiplantae, Streptophyta, Magnoliopsida, Poales, Poaceae.